AUGGCGGCGGUUAGGGCUUUGACGGUGGUGGCGAUUAAAGCUUUGGCUGGAGUUUUGCUAGGAGAAGUUGGUGGUGGAUGGGACGAGAAGAGCGAAGGAGGCGGGUGGUGGAAGGAAGGGGCGGCGCGUGAAGAUGUGAUUGCCGGAGGUGGUAUUCUGAGUUUGGUGGUGGUGGUGGGGAAGACCCAUUACAGCUUACACAGAGAGUGUUUAGCAAAACCGUUAAAGCCUCAAUACGACGGAGGAGUGAUUGUGAAUCCUGAAUUAAACGAAGGAUUGAAAGGAUGGACAAAAUUCGAAGAUUCAACGGUGGAGCACCGAGAAUCCGACGAUGGCAACAAGUACAUUGUUGCCUCCGCAAGAAAACAACCGUUUCAUAGUUUCUCGCAAAAGUUUAACUUAGAGAAAGAAAAACUCUACACUUUCUCCGCUUGGCUGCAAGUAAGCAAUGAAGAUGCAUACAUAGCAGCAAUUUUCAAGACAAAUACAAGCAAUGUAUAUGCUGGCUGGAUAACUGCCCAUAAGGGUUGUUGGUCAAUGGUCAAAGGUGGACUAGUGGUCAAUGUUUCUGGCCCUGCUGAACUCUAUUUUGAGAGCAACAACACAAAAGUUGAUAUUUGGGCAGAUAGCAUCUCACUGCAGCCAUUUACCAAUGAAGAGUGGAAAUCCCACCAAGAUCAAAGCAUUGAGAAGUUCCGCAAAUCAAAGGUGAAAUUCCAGGCGGUGGAUCAGCAUGGCCAACCCGUACCAAACGCCACCGUUUCAAUCAAACAGAACAACGCCGAUUUCCCCUUCGGCACCGCCAUCAACCAAAACAUUCUCCAAAACGGCGCGUACCAAAACUGGUUCUUCUCUAGAUUCAAAUACACCGUAUUCGAAAACGAACUCAAAUGGGCGGAGACCGAAUACAACAGAGGCGUCGUCGACUACUCCGUCCCCGACGCGCUGAUCAAUCUAGCGAAAUCGCACGGAGUCACGAUCCGCGGGCACAACGUCUUAUGGGACUCCCCGAAAUACCAGCCACGUUGGGUGCCGGGACUUUCGUCGAACGACUUGGCUGCAGCCGCGCAGAAGAGGCUGAUCUCAGUGAUGACCAAAUACAAGGGGCGGUUCAUUCAUUGGGAUGUAGUGAACGAGAAUAUGCACUGGAACUUCUUCGAGAGCAGGCUCGGCCCGAACAUUUCCACCGUUUAUUACAAGUAUGCAAACAAGAUUGACGGGAGCAGGACGACGCCGUUUCUGAACGAGUUCCACACCAUUGAGGAGAGUAGCGAUGGUGUUGCGUCGCCGUCGAAGUAUUUGCAGAAGAUUGAUGAGAUGAGGCGGGGGAGAUAUGCUGGUCCUUUGGGUAUUGGCGCGCAGGGACAUUUUAAUAAUGUGAAUUUGCCGUAUACGAGAUCCGCCAUUGAUAUGCUUGCUUCUGCUAAAUUGCCGCUUUGGGUGACGGAGCUCGAUGUUAAAGCCGGGCCCAACCAGGCAAAUUAUUUGAACCAGGUACUAAGGGAGAUUCACUCACAUUACGCAGUGCAAGGCAUUAUGAUGUGGACAGGGUGGAGCCCACAGGGUUGUUUCGCCAUGUGUUUAACGGACAAUAAUUUCCGAAACUUAGAAACCGGAAACGUCGUCGACAGUUUUAUAAACGAGUUGACUCAUGCCGAUGGUCUACGUGGCACAACCGAUUCUAAUGGCUUCUUCGAGGCUUCUCUUUUCCAUGGUGAAUAUGAAGCUAAACUUAUAAACGGAGACGCGGUUUCGAGUGUGCAAGAAAUUAACGUUGUACCGAACGAGGAAGCAGUUUACAAGUCCAUGCAGUGCCUUAUGAUCACUCAUACACACACGAGGCAAUGUUUGGCAAAGCCGAUAAAACCCCAAUACGAUGGAGGAAUAGUCGUAAAUCCCGAACUAAACGAAGGAUUGUACGGAUGGACAUCGGUUGGAGAUGCAAAUAUAAAACACGGAAAAUCAUAUGAUGGGAAUAAAUAUAUUAUUGCUUCAGAGAGAAAACAGUCGUUUCAUAGUUUCUCGCAGAAAUUUAUUUUACAAAAGGAAAAACUAUACACUUUUUCAGCUUGGUUGCAAGUGAGCGAUGGAAAUGCCGAUGUAGCAGCAGUUUUCAAGACGAAAACGGGUUAUGAAAUUGCUGGUUGGGUCACGGCUCGUAAGGGUUGUUGGUCCAUGCUCAAGGGUGGUCUCGUCGUCAAUACUUCCGGCCCCACAGAGCUCUAUUUCGAGAGCAACAACACAAAAGUUGAUAUUUGGGCAGACAGCAUCUCACUGCAACCAUUCACUCACCAAGAAUGGAAAUCCCACCAACAACAAAACAUUGAGAAGGACAAUUGCAGUUUCCACCCUUCAAGUUUGCACUGA
This is a messenger RNA of Erythranthe guttata (spotted monkey flower), 2367 nucleotides long. NCBI's taxonomy places the organism in Eukaryota, Viridiplantae, Streptophyta, Magnoliopsida, Lamiales, Phrymaceae. The record is from RefSeq and is a predicted model, not a curated record.